UCCACCAGCGUACUUCUCGCCAUCAUCAUCGCUUCCUGAGGUCACCUCGAAAUCGUCAGGUCCUCCCAAGCCUGUCUUGUUAGCCUUCAAGGCCAUGCAUCUCCAAGCAGCGAUCUCGUGCGUUGCUCUCCUCUUCGCAUGGAUGACGUCCUUGAGAUACGCGACUGCUUUUCGGGCUUCAUCAGGAGAUGUGGCUCGAAAGAUGUUACCGAUAAAAAUGGACCCGCGAUCUCUGAUUUCUUGCGAGGUCGCUAGGGAUCGUGGUGGAGGCCUGGAGGACUUGAUGAACGAAUCCAGGUUGGAAGACAUUCGCGAGAGAGAGCUUCAGCUUCAGCACUAAUAAUUCCCGGUGUGUGAUCGAGAACAAUUGCUGGUCUAGAACAAUGAGGGGAAAGGUUCCCACGAUUACAAAACUUCUAGGGUGACUACAAUGCAUGCCUUUCGGAGUCCAUAGAUAUCCCAAAGCGGCAGAAACGGCAGCGUCGGUGAAACAAAGGCACCAAAAGAGGUGUCCAUUGCCCCAAGUUGCAGGACAACCAUAUCCACCAUAUCCACUGGGUUCCAUUCCUGCCACGGUGCUCCCUCUCCUCCACCAUCGACCAAGAGGACGACAAUCUAAACGAUGGCCGACAAUAUCGGCGACCUCAUUGAUCAGACUGCCAACCUGCGGACGCUGGCGCCCGCAGCAGUGGGGACGCAGGUCGGGCUUAUGUCUGUCGUUUCAGCCAUUACCAUCCUGGUCUUCAACAUUUUACGUCCGAGAAACAAGAUUGUUUAUGAACCGAAAGUCAAAUACCAUGUGGGCAACAAACAACCGCCGCGGAUAUCAGACUCUAUCUUUGGCUGGGUGUCCCCUCUUUUACACACCAAGGAGCCAGUACUGGUCGAAAAGAUUGGGCUCGAUGCUGCAGUCUUCCUUCGAUUCCUCCGCAUGAUGCGAUGGCUGUUUACCUGCAUUGCCGCUCUCGCAUGCGCUGUUCUUAUCCCCAUCAACGUCACGUACAACCUCCAAAAAGUUCCCAAGGAAGGUCGCGACGCGCUCUCUAUGCUUACAAUCCGCGACGUCCAGGGUAACCGACUUUUUGUUCACGUCGCUGUCUCAUAUGUGAUUACAUUUCUGGUCAUGGGCUUUGUCUGGAUGAACUGGCGAGCAGUGAUCAUUCUGAGAAGAAGCUGGUUCCGGUCUCCGGAAUACAUUCAGUCGUUCUACGCUCGGACGCUGAUGCUGAACGAUGUUCCGAAAAAGUACCAAUCUGAUGAAGGCAUUCGGGCUAUCUUCAACUCUGUGAAUGCGCCUUAUCCAACCACGUCGGUGCACAUCGGGCGUUCUGUCGGCAGGCUACCGGAGUUGAUUGAGUAUCACAACGAUGCUGUGCGGGAGCUCGAGCAAGCUUUGGUCAAGUACCUGAAACACGGCAAGAUUGGCAAGGUACGGCCUACGAUUCGCGUAGGAGGGUUCAUGUGUUUUGGGGGUGAAAAGAAGGAUGCUAUUGAUUACUACACCGCGAAACUUCAGAGAACGGAACGCGCAGUGGAGGAAUUUCGCAAUCAGAUUGACAAUCGCAAGGCUGAGAACUACGGUUUUGCUUCAAUGGCAGCUGUUCCUUAUGCCCACAUCGUUGCAAACCUGCUCAGGAACAAGCGUGUGAAGGGUGCCAAUGUUUCGCUGGCACCUAACCCGAAGGACAUUAUCUGGGAAAACUUGAACAAGCCUAAGGCUGAGAUCAAUGGCAAGAAAUUGACAGGCUGGAUCUUCCUCGUCCUCGUCUGCUUCUUCAACACCGUUCCGCUUUUCAUCAUCUCGAUCCUGGCCAACUUAGCUUCUAUCACGACUUAUGUACCAUUCCUUCAAGCCUGGUCAGAUGCGUCCCCCGAAACCUUCACAAUCGUCUCUGGUGUUUUGCCCCCUGCUGUAUCUGCUCUCUUUGGUUUCUUCUUGCCUAUCGUUAUGCGUUGGUUAUCUCAGUACCAAGGUGCUACCACUCAUUCGCGAUUGGACCGUGCUGUCAUUGCUCGAUAUUUUGCUUUCUUGGUUAUUUCGCAACUGGUUAUCUUCACUCUCAUUGGUGUCAUCUUCAAUUCCGUGAAGGAAAUUGUUAGCGAGAUUGGGAAACAUAAGAACAUCCACGAGAUCCUCGAUAACAUCGACAAACUUCCUGGUAUCAUCAACCGAACAUAUAUCGACCAGGCGUCAUAUUGGUUGACCUACUUCCCGCUUCGAGGUUUCCUCGUCUUGUUCGAUCUGGCCCAAAUCAUCAAUCUCGUAUGGAUCUUCAUCAAGACUCAUCUUUUCGGUCGAACGCCUCGUGAUAUCCGUGAAUGGACGCAACCUCCCGAGUUCCAAUACGCCGUAUAUUAUUCUAACAUUCUUUUUAUGGGUACGGUCGGCAUCGUCUUUUCGCCGUUAGCUCCCCUAGUCGCGGUGGCAGCUGCUGUCGUUCUCUGGGUCAGCUCUUGGGUCUACAAAUACCAACUUAUGUUCGUUUUCGUAUCCCAAGUUGAGACGGGAGGGCGUCUUUGGAACGUUAUCAUCAACCGACUGCUCGUCUCUGUUGUACUAAUGCAGCUACUCAUGAUACUGACAAUCGGUCUUCAGCACGGCUUCGAAUCGCUCUACUGGCUAUCCACUCUUCCGCCUAUCCUGCUCAUCGUCGGGUUCAAGCUCUACCUCAUGCGAACUUUCAAUGCUGAAUUCCGAUUCUACGUUCCCACUCAAGAAGAACUUCGCUUGGCCCAAGUCCAUUCCCAACGUGCCGAUAACAUGGGAAACCGUCUUGAGAAGCGUUUCGGCCACCCAGCGUUACAUGCUGAGUUGUUUACGCCUAUGGUGCACGCCAAUAUGACUGCGUUGCUGCCUCAGGUGUACAAUGGCAAGAUUGGAAAUGCACAAACGAAGUUGGACGAGUUUGGUGGAACAAAGAUGGAUGCGAGGGUUGUUGCUGGUGGUAUCAAGAUUGCUGGUAUUGAACAGGUCAGUUGGGAACAGCUCUUCCCACCUUCAAUUCAUCUUUCCAGCGCUGAUGCAUCUAUCACUUUGUAGAGCGACCUCGAAUAUGAUCCUGCACUGUACCAGCGCGAUCGUGGAGAAUUGGAUUGGGAUACUCGAUCGGUGUCCUCUGCCAACCUUUUAGCCAUGGACAACAAGUCUCAAUUCUACGCCAGCUCCACCACCUUGACAGGUCGAGCAUCGCCAGCUCCUGCGAAGGCAGCGUAUGAUCGUUAUCUUGCUCAAGGGCCACAGCCUGAGAUCGAGAUGACUCGGUUUGAUGGUGACCAACAGCCUUUGCUCACGGCGCAGCAGGUGCCGGGGUACUUCGAUCCCAUGAACCACAGUACCGCGAGCUUGCCCUACAGUACAGCACCGUCAUUAGGCGGCUUGCCAGAAGUUCCACCGAUGGUACCUCAGGUUCCUGCACAGUAUCAACAGCAGUAUAGGGAGGCACCUGUUCAUCGACCUUACCCGAGUCGAGAGAUAUCGUCGUCGCCUGGACCGUAUCAAGGGUACUCGCAGUAUCCAGCACAACGGUCAUCGCCUGAACGAGGAUCUGAGGUCAACAUGGCUGGGCGAGGGGCGUACAGAGGCCCUAGGGUAUGAUCAUGUUUCAUUCACUUGAUAUAUGAGGUGAACGAUCCCUUCAUAAUUUGCAUAUUUUGGUUGGGAAAAUCGGACUGCUGUGUAUUGCUUGAUCGUUGACUUGUUUUUUUUUUUUUCAUAUCUUUUCGUUACUGGUGCUUUCUUUAUUGGUUAUUGCAAUUGUUAUCUAGUCAUGUGUACAUCUCACUCGCUCACGUACUCACCCUCGUACUCACUCUCACUUACUCACUGGGCCGUUGCUGGCGCAUCUUUCUUUUCUGACGUAUUUGCUUUUUGUGGGCGGGCGCAUGGGAAGCCUAGAAAUUCUUUGGAGGUGUAACAAUCGGACUCAGUACAGUAACUUAGUAUGCAAGGUUAUGGCCUUACUUUAUGUUUCGUCUUUUAGUAUGCAGGUUCUAGCACUCUCAGUUAAAUUGACAAUAUGUAUGACGACGGAUGGCAAAACUGAUCAAUGCGAUUCGAUCGCU
Messenger RNA from Somion occarium, 4062 nucleotides. The record is from the annotation of a GenBank genome assembly. NCBI's taxonomy places the organism in Eukaryota, Fungi, Basidiomycota, Agaricomycetes, Polyporales, Cerrenaceae.